This is a messenger RNA of Aethina tumida (small hive beetle), 526 nucleotides long. RefSeq names its product protein FMC1 homolog. The transcript is spliced from 2 exons. Gene Ontology annotation, cellular component: mitochondrion. The record is from RefSeq and is a predicted model, not a curated record. Lineage: Eukaryota; Metazoa; Arthropoda; Insecta; Coleoptera; Nitidulidae. Bases 145 to 462 code for a protein of 105 amino acids.
GAGAAUCGAAGAAGCUAAAAUCGAAUUAUUAUCCACUGAUUUUUAUGAUUCGAUAUCAGCAUCAUUAAAAGAAGGAUUAACUGCAUUAUCAAAUUGCACAAUUUCUGAAAUUAUUUGUUUGGGGCUAGGUAGAAUUGAUUCAAAAUGGCCACUAAUCUACCUAAACUUAGCAUCCUAAGAUCUCUUAUCGCCGAAUUACGUUAUGCCUUACCAGAAGGCUCAUUAAAAAAUAAUUUAGCCCUUGAAUAUAUUGUGAACCAGUUCAGAAAGUACAAGACCACCGACGAGCAAUUGUGCAAAGCCAGAGAAGAGAUGGAAUUCAUGGCCAACACCUACCUUUGUUACCUGAAAAGUUCGCGUAUGGCACAGGAAAUACACUCCGAGUUCCAUGGCAAAGGCGAACGCACUAUUCAAGAAACAGCCAACAUGGUUGGCUUUAAAUUGCCGCAUGAUCCAAAAUAAAAUUUGUUGUGUAACUUUAGUUUAUGAUCUUAAUAUGUUUUAGAAUAUAUGUAUAGUUUAUCAA